Molecule: messenger RNA, 3954 nt
Organism: Micropterus salmoides (largemouth bass)
Lineage: Eukaryota; Metazoa; Chordata; Actinopteri; Centrarchiformes; Centrarchidae
Product: collagen alpha-1(VIII) chain-like
Exons: 4
Coding region: 401-2623 (740 amino acids)
Molecular function (GO): protein binding
Source: RefSeq, a predicted model, not a curated record
CUCUCACACAGAUCCUGUUAUCUGCUUUCCCUCCCUCCUUCUCUCGCAUACAUGCACAGAUCCAGAGCUUCCCCUCUCUCAGCUCGUGCAGCUCCACCCACCUGCAGAUAAAAGCCAAACCCUCACCAAGGCUGCUGUUCAGCGUCUGUCCCAAACUCCUCAAAGCUUUGUGAUACUUUUACCCUGCAGCAGCAGCAGCAGCAGCAGCAGCAGCACACACACACACAAAGGGCCCAGCAGGACUGCAGCUAACACCUGGCUGGAUCCCGUAGCUGGCCACCGUCCCACUCAUGCCUUGGAAAAGACUCAGGAAAGCAACCUUAAAGUGAGGGGAAGUAGAGGAGAAACUAGACGAAGUAGGCACAGGCCAGAGGCGGCGACGACCUUCAGUUUAAAAAAAAUGGUGGUCUACCUACUCAUCACAGUGUCCCAGUUGUGUUUAUUACACAUGGUCCAGGGUGGGGCGUAUUAUGGACAUAAACAGCCGCCUCAACAGCACCAGCCCUUGCCGCAGUAUAAUGAUGGGUAUCCUCAGCAACAGUUUCUGGGGAACGAGAUGCCACACCUGCCAUUUGGCAAAGAAGGGCCAUUACUGCCUCAGUAUGGGAAAGAGCUUCCUCAGUUGCCUUUGCAAAUGGGCAAAGAGAGGCCACUGACUGAAGGCAAAGGACAAACAUUCCCCAGAGGGGCUAAAGGUCCACCACCCCCUGGUCCUGGUGGAGAAGGUUUCAGAGAAGGACCACAAGGAGUUCAGGGCCCUCCAGGACCAACAGGACCGCCAGGACCACAAGGCCCCCCUGGGCUGCCAGGCCAAGGAAUCCCAGGGUUACCAGGAAAGCCAGGGCCUCCUGGUCCACAAGGCUACCCAGGAAUUGGAAAACCUGGCAUGCCAGGAAUGCCAGGAAAACCUGGAGGACCCGGAUUACUAGGACUGAAAGGUGACCUUGGGCCUAGUGGUGGUGAAGGACCAACUGGGCUUCCUGGUCCUCCAGGGCUCCCAGGUCCCCCUGGACUCCCGGGGAUUUCAAAACCAGGAGGUCAGGGGGUUCCCGGACCGACAGGUCUUCUAGGGGAGCCUGGCCAAAAAGGUCUACCUGGGCUUCCUGGUCUUCCAGGCCCCAAGGGAGACAAAGGACUUGGUAUACCUGGCUUGCCAGGCUUGAAAGGACCUGGUGGGCCGCCAGGUCCACCUGGAAAUGUGGGUAUCCCUGGGGUUGGUAAACCUGGCCUGAAUGGUCUCCCUGGACAGCCAGGGUUACCAGGAAAGCCUGGUCCUUCUGGAGAACCAGGACAGGCAGGGCCACCUGGUGAAAGAGGCCAACCAGGACCACCAGGCUUGCCAGGAAUUGGAAAACCAGGAAAAGAUGGUUUCAGAGGGCAACCAGGGCUCUCUGGAGGGAAAGGGGAACCAGGACCUCAAGGUUUACCAGGAGGUCCAGGCAUGCCAGGCUAUGGUAAACCAGGGUUUCCAGGACCUAAGGGCCACAAGGGACAUGCUGGUCUCCCUGGACCUCCAGGCCUUAAAGGUGAUAAAGGUCAUGGAGGUCUUCCAGGGGUCAUUGGUCCCACUGGUCCUAGUGGCAUCCCUGGCCCACCAGGUCCAAUAGGGCUUCCUGGUAGCACUGGCUUCCCAGGGCAAAAGGGAGAGGAUGGUGUUGGGGGACAAAAAGGAUAUCCAGGAAUGAAGGGUGAUUUAGGGCCUCCAGGUCUUCCAGGACAUCCAGGUUUGUCAGGAGAUGGUGGACAACCAGGACCAAGAGGUUUUCAAGGGCCCAUUGGCCCCAAAGGAGAACCUGGUAUUAGGGGUUCACCUGGUGCCCCUGGUGCUGGAGGAUUACCUGGACCAAGAGGAGAGGGGGGACAACCCGGAGAGAAAGGCCACCAAGGACCACAAGGCAUUCCAGGGCUUACAGGACCAGGGGGACCAAUUGGACCUCCCGGACUACCAGGGCAAAAAGGCGAAACAGGUCUGCCUGGUAAACCUGGCUAUCCUGGUGAGGGAAAGCCAGGACUCCCUGGUCUUAUUGGUCCUCAAGGUAAUCCUGGCCCAAGUGGCCCCGCUGGACUUCCAGGGCAACCAGGACAGCCUGGACCCCCUGGUCCUCCAGGACAACCUGCUGCAUCUCCUGAACUUGGACAGAUCCUCCCCAUGACUGGCCCAUAUAGUGGCCAAAAACAGGGUUACAAGAAGCCAAAGAAUGGAGGCGACAUUGGUGGAAGUAGCCUGGAGAUGCCUGCAUUCACAGCUAAGCUCACAAAUCCAUUCCCUCCUGUUGGCUCUCCUGUCAUCUUUGACAAACUCCUGCACAAUGGCAAUCAGGACUACAAUCCCCAAACUGGUAUUUUCACUUGUAGCAUACCAGGGGUCUACUACUUUGCUUACCACGUUCACUGCAAAGGAGGUAAUGUGUGGGUGGCACUGAUGAAGAACAAUGAACCAGUAAUGUACACAUAUGAUGAAUACAAAAAGGGCUUGCUGGAUCAGGCAUCAGGGAGCGCUGUACUCCCAUUACGACAAGGAGACACUGUGCAUAUACAGCUGCCAUCUGACCAGGCUGCAGGACUUUAUGCUGGUCAAUAUGUCCAUUCCACAUUUUCUGGGUACUUAUUGUACCCAAUGUAAGAAAUGUGUAUAAAACAAAGGCAUUAGUAAUGACAUAUUGGUGGUGAAUUUUACCAUAUUUAUGGUAAAACGACAGCAUAGGUCUCAAAGGUACAAAGUAAGUCACAUUAAAUGGUUUACAAUGAGUGGUGGUUAUGGUAGAAUCUUUUUUUUUUUUUUUUAAUAUAGUACCAACAUACUUCAGUGAAUUAUUCUAUGCAUUACAUGCAUCACAUCUGUAUUUACAUACAUCAGCAAUGUCUCAUACAUCAGCAAUGCAUUUAUAAAAAAAUGGGCAGUGUAUGUACAUUGUAUAAAUAUUGUGAUAAACUACCUGGUCUUUGGCUAUGAUAUGUAAGAAGCAAAGUUUCUUGUUAGAGUUGGGGAGAGCAGAGGUAAAAAAAAAAUAAUACUACCAAAUAUCUCAAUUGUCAUAAUUCUUGUAUGUUUACAUUGUGCAUUUAUUCUUAUAUCCAUCAUCAUAGUUCAUGACAUGGCUGGAAGAAUUCCGGGAACAAUGAGACUUUAUGUUGCAGAAGUGUAUUAACUUUUCACAUUUUUAUUUGCUUUACAGUUAUAUACUGUAUACUGGGCACAUAAGAACAUAUUUCAUUUAAAAUGCAUUUAGUCAUAGCUAUCCGUACAUAUUAAUGGGUUAUGUAUUUGAGGUCAUCAUACAGUCAUUAAGUUAUUGUAAGUCUUGUUAUUUUAUUUUGAAAAUGCAGCUUUAUAAUACAACAAAAUCUAAAUACAGGUUUUUACAUAUUCAUCUGACAGCAAAAUAAAAUAAGUAUUUGGGUGAGUUUUUAGUCCAAUUUACACCACAUCAUCUAUUACAGAACGGCAAAAAUACUUAGCAGUUUUUCCCAUAAUUUGAACCAUCUUUUGAUUCUUUACUUUUGACCAUUUGAUGUCACGAUUUGUCUUGUUUUGUUUGUAAUAAAUAUGAAUUCUUUGAAAGGUUUUUGUCAGUUUGUCAGUAUUCUCUGUAAUUUAUUUGUUUGACUACUGAUUACUUUGAAUUUUGUUAAUGUCUGUGUAAGUGACGGAAUUCAUUCCAAAAUGCAGAACACAACGUAAAUGUUCUGUGGAAAAAAAUAACGCAAAUAUUCAAAAAUAUGUUCACACUCAUACCCAUUCAUACAUGUGAGUUCUUUUCAUUUUGUACUUAAUUUUUUCAAGCUGUGGAUGUGCAAUUGUGUUUGUUAUUUUCUCUUCCUUUUUUUCAUGUAUUUUGGACAGUGGUGCACAGCAUUAAAUGGGAAACUGACGAAAGUAUGUGAAUUUUGAUCUUUGUUGCUUUGAGUGGAUAGAUUUAAUAGGUUUAGGUUUAAUAAAGAAAUAAAAACAUU